Molecule: messenger RNA, 603 nt
Organism: Parascedosporium putredinis
Lineage: Eukaryota; Fungi; Ascomycota; Sordariomycetes; Microascales; Microascaceae
Source: the annotation of a GenBank genome assembly
AUGUACGGAGAACAAGGAAACAAACUCGUUCUCCACGCGAAACGAACCCAAAAUCUUGCCCACCUACCACCCUAUCAGACCGAGCUAGUCCGCGCCGUGACGCGCGAGGUGCGGGAUCUCGAUGAGGAUGUGACAGCUAUCAUGGAGCCCUUCCAAGGUUCUUUUGUUCCGGGAGAGAACCCCGCAACGGCCUGCACGCUUUUAGUGAGCUACAUGGCCAUGAGGAGAAAUAAACGGUGCCUUCUUGCCUACCAUCGAACGCGGACAGACAAGCUAGAAGAGCUUGUGUGGAAGGGCUAUGAUGUCGUAGACCUAUCCGGGGCGGAUGCGAGCAAGAGUAGCCUGAGUCCACCAGAGGAGGAGUACGUGAGGGAAUACGGCGAUCUCCUAGCAGCGUACAAAGGACAGUGGACAGAUAUAGACCUUACCGGAAGCCUGGAGCCGCCAAGGGACUUGUUUGUGGACGUUCGAGUUCUCCGAGAUGCAGGGACAAUAGAGACGGAGUACGGGCCGAUUACCCUCACCAAGAACAGCCAGCUUAACGUGAGACACGGCGAUGUAGAGCGCCUAAUCGCCCAGGGCUACUUGCAGAAAUUGAGCUGA